GUUUGCGUGUGUGUGUCUGUAUGUGUGUCUGUCUGUCUGUACCUGUGUGUGUGUGUCUGUGUCUCUGUGUGUGUGUCUGUGUGUGUGCAUGUGUGUGUGUGUCAGUGUGUUUGUGUGUGUCUGUGUGUGUGUCUGUGUGUUUGCGUGUGUGUGUCUGUAUGUGUGUCUGUCUGUCUGUACCUGUGUGUGUGUCUGUGUGUGUGUGUCUGUGUCUCUGUGUGUGUGUCUGUGUGUUUGUGUGUGUUUGUGUGCGUGUGUGUGUGUGUUUGCGUGUGUGUGUCUGUAUGUGUGUCUGUCUGUCUGUACCUGUGUGUGUGUCUGUGUGUGUGUGUCUGUGUCUCUGUGUGUGUGUCUGUGUGUUUGUGUGUGUUUGUGUGCGUGUGUGUGUAUGUUUGUGUGUGUGUGUAUGUUUGUGUGUGUAUGUUUGUGUGUGUGUGUUUGUAUGUGUGUCUGUAUGUGUGUCUGUCUGUUUGUACCUGUGUGUGUGUCUGUGUGUGUGUGUGUCUGUGUCUCUGUGUGUGUGUCUGUGUGUUUGUGCGUGUGUGUGUAUGUUUGUGUGUGUAUGUUUGUGUGAGUGUGUGUGUGUAUGUUUGUGUGUGUGUCUGUGUC
Molecule: messenger RNA, 609 nt
Organism: Hemiscyllium ocellatum (epaulette shark)
Lineage: Eukaryota; Metazoa; Chordata; Chondrichthyes; Orectolobiformes; Hemiscylliidae
Product: keratin-associated protein 5-1-like
Exons: 1
Source: RefSeq, a predicted model, not a curated record